CAAACCUGAGCAUUUAAAAUAGGUUUUCCAUGUUAGUGCAAGGAAAAAGUCCUAGAAAUCUGCAGACGUUGACUCUAAACACCAAGCUGUUCUUCUGUUUACGUCAAACAAGUGUUUCAAGCAGUAUAAACGGACAAUUAUUCUAAAUAUAACCCAACAGUUUAUUGGAAAAGUGUUGCAUUUGUUGCUUUGACUGGUUCCAGUGCAAACAGUGACUAUCUACAGCCUUGUUAGCUAAAAAAAACAACUCUAAAUCAAUGUAUAAAUCUGGUAUUUACAACAUAUUUAAUAGUUUUAACCUGGUAAUUUCAUCAACAUCUGUACACCAACGGAUUUCACCAGUAAGAAAAAAUAAUAUUUACUGGUAAAAUCUACGAUAACUAAGGUCCAGAAAUCCGCAGAUGUCGAUGCUAACUACCAAGUUUUUCUUCUGUUUACAUCAAUCAAGUGGUGUCACAUUUUAAAAAGUGUCUCAUACAGUUUUAAUGGACCGUUCUGCUCUUUAUAAUACCAACAGUUUAUUGGGAAAGUGUUGCAUUUUGGGCUGUAGUGGAAGAAGUUCCCUCAACUUGCAGCCUUAUUAGCCCAAAUCUACGUAAAAAGUUGGUAUUUGGAGCAUAUUUAAACAUCUUAACCUGGUUAUUUUCUACUGAAAUGAUCAGAACAGACUCUGAAAACAUAUCAACCUGUAAACCAGCACAGGACUGAAACACAGACCAGAUAGCUGCUGUUGGUGGACGAUACUGGAUGUUGAACUGUUUGCAAAGUUUAGUCUUCAUUACUCUUAAUAAAUAAGUCAGACCAGUCCAGACUUCUGAAAGACUUUCUAACCGAUGAGAAUUUGCUUAGAGAAGAACGUAUCGACCAAUCAGUUGACUCUCAUCGUGGUUUGUGUUGCUGAUUGGUGUCCAGAUGUUUUUGGGACCUUUCAAGACUCAGAAGCGUCAACCUUGGAGAAAACAGCUGACAAUGAAAAUAUCUCUUUGUUGAAGCCUCGGCUAAUUAUUCUCUGGACUAAUCGAUGAGUUGUUUGGUCUAUGAAAUGGCUUAAAACGUAGAAAAUGUUGAUUCCCAAGUUUACUCUUAAACUCUUGAACACCGAGUUAAAUAAAUUCAACCCCACCAUCUCCGCUAGUUUAGGACUGUUGAUAGCUAUAAAAGUGGCACCAUCGAUUGUCCAACCAAUGAGAAUUUCCACAGAUAAGAUAAUAUCGACCAACCAGUCAGCCCAGAGGUUACACAACCACUUCAUCCUGGUUAAUGUUGAUGUUUAGUCUUGUAAACCCCCAAAAGACUGGAAAUCAACUAUAAUUUAGAAAAUACAGUUAAAAAUGUGCAUUAAGGUGCUGAUUUUGUUUCCUCUACUGCACUGAAAACAAACCAUGAUUCUAAAACCAAGCUACAAACUGCCACUAGCACUAAACUCACACCGUCAAAAUUAGCCGUCAAGCAUUUCCUCAGUUAAUCAAUCAGUCGUUUGGUCUGUAAAAUGACAGAAAAUGGUGAAACAUGUGGAUCACAGUUUACUCAAAUGUCUUGUUUUGUCCAAAGAUAGACUAUAUUUGGUUUGGAGGACAAGUGUCUUGUGUUUAAACUAACAUGAUGAAAAUGGCUGUUGGGGCUGCAGAGGAUUUCUUAGUUGCAAUACCACAAAUGGCCACUAGGAUAAACUGUACCAUUCUAUUAAUAAAUCCACUGACAAUUGAUGGAAAAAUGGUGUUAAUCUUGUUUUAUAUUGCUACACAGGCGAAUUAUGUCAUAAAACAGCAACUAAUAGUUUUGCUGAGAUUGAGUUUGAUGCUUCAAAUUAGUGAAAUUCUCCUUUAACUGUCUUUUCUCCAGUUAAUCAGCCUUUGAAGGGUCCAGCAAACCCAGUUUAACCUGCAGAGAUUUUCUCUCCAGUGGCCUCCUGCGUUGAAUGAAUCAGUUGGAUAUUAAAAAAGAGGCGCUGCAGGGAUUUAGAACCUGCAGUUACAGUUCAACACAGAUUUAAAAAUUGAUCAGAAUUGAUUGAGCGGUAUUUUGGAGGUCUAGAUGUUUGCGGUUCACGCGGUUUAUGUUUGCGUUUCAAAGGGCAGCUGGUCUGUUUGUUCAUGAAAACACACCACUAAGAUUAUCUUCUGGAUGUAUGCAACAGGAUCUGGUUUAAACUGAAGCAUUUUACAGCUUCAGUCCUAAAACAGCAGGAAUUAAAGCAUCCUGCAGCGGAUAUAACACGAAAUAUACAUAAAAUAAGAAGAGAUUCGGUAGGAUUUAAUCAGAAAUACAACGUACUGAUGCUCUGCAAGGUAGGAAAUCAGAAUCUAAUCAAGAAUUUAAGCAUUAUUUCUGAUUAUUUUAGCUCAAUGUGGGAAAAGAGGGAUGUAAAGACGAAUCAGCAGCAAAUUGAAAACCCUUUGGAACAUUCAGGCCUGUUUGUAUUUCAAAGUGCACCGACUUUUAUCAGCGAGUUCCAUCUGUGAAGGGUCAGUUUGUCAAUCAGUGAAUAAACAAAAGUAACGCCACAGAAUUCUGACAAUCAAUAACACAAACACACAAAAAUGAUGCUCAGUCUGAUCACAAAGACAAAAAAAAGGCCUUAAAGAAACUUAAAAUGAUCAAAGAAGGUGUAGUAGGAACACAAAGGCUAAAAAAAUAGACUAAGUAUGAACAGAGAGACACUAACUAUCCACAAAGCACAAAAUAACCACAAAUAGAUUUAAAAUGAACACAAAAAACAAAAUUAAUCACAAAUGAAAACAAAUGACUCAAAGUGACCACAAACACACAAAAAUAACCACAAAUAAACAUAAAACGACCACAAAAUAACCUCAAAACAACAAUAAAUACGUUCAAAAUGACCACAAAAAGACAAAAAUAACCACAAAUAAACGUAAAAUGACCACAAAAUAACCUCAAAACAACAAUAAAUACGUUCAAAAUGACCACAAACACACAAAAAUAACCACAAAUAAACAUAAAACGACCACAAAAUAACCUCAAAACAACAAUAAAUACAUUCAAAAUGACCACAAAAAGACAAAAAUAACCACAAAUACACUCAAAAUGACCACGGAUACACAAAAAUAACCACAAAAUGACCACAAAUACACUCAAAUGAUCACAAAAAGAAAAAAUAACCACAAAAAAGUAAGAAAAUAACCACAAAGACUCAAAAUUACCACAAAACGCCAAAAAUAACCACAAAAUGAUCACAAAAGGACAGAAAUAAUCACAAAGAACAAUUUUAAGCUUAUUUUUUGUCAUUUUUCAUGGCUGAAUCUUCAUUUCACACAUUUUCGGACCUUUUUUUUGCAGUUUCUGGCUGAUAAAUGGUGUUAUUUUGUUGAUUUUUUAAACAGAAAACAUUGCUGGUGAGUUCUGGGCUUCAGACGGUUAAAUACAGGUUGUUGUUUUUAAAUGUGUCAAAGGGAAGUGGGUCAGAUUUCAGUCUGUUUGAGAGAAUUAAAGGGAAAGCUGUAACCUGAGCAGGACAGAUCAUGUUGGGAAAUCACCGCAUUUCUACCGACACCGAAUAUCUGUGUGUGUUCAGGUGGUCCAGAAUUAAUAUAAACAGAACUAAAUGUAAUAAAAUGUAACACAAUAAUGUAAUUUAAAGUGUAAAUCAGUGUCUCAGAGUUUAAUUGAGGCUCUGCUCUCCAAACCGGCCUACAUGUCACUGAUCAAAGGUUUAAAUUCUCACCACAACCUGCCUGUGUCCUGCCCUCUGAUUGGCUGAGACACGUGAGCCCAGGGGGCCCGUAGGCCACGCCCCCUCACACAGGUGAGGAUCGGGCUGCAGGUCGCCUCAGCUUUCAGUCUGUCAGUCGGUCGGCAGGAAGUCGUGAUGACAGAACAGAAGCAGCAGAAGAGAGGAUCUGGAAAGCAGCAAGACCGAGAUUACCACUCUGAUGUGGACAACGUGGUGGAGGAACGUCAGAAAUAUGGAAGAACCGUCAGCGAGAUUCUGCAGGAUCAGGAUCAGGAGGCUUCAGGGAGGAGGAAACCAGUUCUAAUCCGGUCAAAGACCUUCGAUAAUUCGCUGCUGACUCAGGUUCAAAUCGACUCCGACUCCAAGAUAGAAAGAAAGAAAUCUCACUACAGCCAGCUUUCCAAGAGCAACAGCCAGUACCAUAAAAUAUUCAAAGAGAUCAGCAAAGAGGAGCAGCUCAGACAGAGUUACACCUGUGCUCUGCAGAAAGACAUCCUCUACCAGGGCCGCAUGUUCGUCUCCGACCACUGGAUCUGCUUCCACUCCAAGGUGUUUGGCAAAGAUACCAAGAUCGCCAUCCCAGUGGUGUCGGUCACCAACAUCAAGAAAACCAAAACCGCCAUCCUGGUGCCAAACGCUCUGGUGAUCGCCACCGCAAACGACAGGUAUGUGUUCGUGUCGUUCCUGUCCAGAGACAACACCUACAAGUUCCUGAUGUCCGUCUGUCUUCACCUGGAGGAGAAAAGUCCAUGCAGCAGCCCGGUUCCUUCAUCAGCCGACAACAGCUUCAGAGGUCAGAGGUCGCCGCUAUCGCCUCGUUUCCCUCUGAGUAAGUUCAGCGAUCUGGAUGGAUCGGUCCGACAUAGGAGGCAGGAGAUGGAGGAGAGCAGCAGCUCCGACUCUCCAGAAUACGAGAAGAUAGCAGAGUUCCCCGUUCCUCCUUUCCUGGAUGUUUUAAAGCACAAAGACGCUUCAUCUCCUCCUGAACAUCCAGAACACAAAGUCAAGAACCAGCAUCAGAACCAGAACCAGCAUCAGAACCAGCAGAGCCCCGACAACCAGCAGCACAAAGGCUCAGAGCUGAUGAUCAGCAGCAGAACUCUGAAAGCCGUUUCUAUCAACACGUUGCUGCUCGUCUACAUGUUUCUAGUUUGUGUCCUGGUGCUGUCCUCUUGUUACCUGGCCUUUAAAAUCGUCUCGUUGGAACAAAGACUGACGACUCUCGGCUCCGAGUUCGUUCAUCCAGGAAAUGAUUUUCUGAGUUCUGACGUGAACACUGACCUUUUCUCUGAGCUGCUGACCGUCAACCUGAUGAAACUGGAAAAGGUGCAGAAGAACCUCCAGAGGCUGCUGGAAGAAGCAACCUGAAGAAACAUGAAAGUUCUGUAAACAUUCUGUACAUAUUCUGUAAAUAUGGAGUUUAUUAAAGGUAAACGUUACAACGCUGACAUGUUGCUGCCCUUUAAAAACAAACCGCUGUAGCUGCUGUACGUGUUCGAUGAAACAAAGAAACUGCAUCUGGUGUCAGUUUUUACCUGUGUCUAUCUGCUGAUGACUGAUGAAGCUCUGAGGCUCAGAAACGACGGAAAAAGACAAUAAAAAGUGACUAAUCUGGACAUUUGAGGGUCUAAAUCUCUGGAAAUAUUCACAGUAUGAAGGUAAAACUCUGAUUAAAUAAACUAAAGCUCCUGGAGGUGAAGAACCAGAUGAUUUUUGGGGAGAACUGGUUGAAUUUUAACGGAAAAACAUCAAUUUCCUUCACAGUGUUAUUCUCCAUUUGACCACCAGAGGGCGCCACAGUAAAACCACUCACUACACAUUAAUCACGUUUAUUUCUGCUUCUUCCAACAGACUGUUACAGAGAGAAGAAUGUCUGCGAUUCUGUAAAUAUUCUAACAAUAAUGAGUGGAAUGGAGUUUUAUUUUGAAAUAAAGCUUUAUUUUUGCUCUA
Molecule: messenger RNA, 5641 nt
Organism: Acanthochromis polyacanthus (spiny chromis)
Lineage: Eukaryota; Metazoa; Chordata; Actinopteri; Pomacentridae
Gene: gramd2b
Product: GRAM domain-containing protein 2B
Exons: 14
Coding region: 3827-5059 (410 amino acids)
Source: RefSeq, a predicted model, not a curated record